Messenger RNA from Rotaria socialis, 3108 nucleotides. The record is from the annotation of a GenBank genome assembly. NCBI's taxonomy places the organism in Eukaryota, Metazoa, Rotifera, Eurotatoria, Philodinida, Philodinidae.
AUGAGUAUCGAUAGUUUUUUUACUGCUGUAUCAGAUAUAACAAAUUUAAAUGGUACUGGAUCUAUUACGGGUAACAAAGGUCGCUUUAAAGUUAUUCAUUUCGACGAGGCUGAUGAAGUUCCAUCGAUUUCUGCAAAAGAACCACAAGACCAAGAUCGUGUACAUGAAGAAUCACUUCAACCGAUAGAAUCUAAAGAAAUCGGAAAUAACAUUGAAACUGAUUUAGUCGUAGAAAAAGAAGCUGGUUUUCUUAAAAAUCUAUAUGAUUAUCAAGGUGGAACGUUUAUGCCUAUCGUCGACGAUGUAUCGAAAUCAUCUUCAAAUGCUGAAUUAAAUACUCUAUUUGGUGUUUAUCUUCCAUGUGUACAAAAUAUAAUUGGCGUUAUCGUUUUUAUUCGACUCUAUUGGGUUAUUGGUGUCAGUGGAAUUAUUCAAGGAAUGAUUAUCAUUGGUCUUUGUUGUUUAUGUACUUUUCUUACGGCUAUUUCAUUAGCUGCAAUUGCAACGAAUGGUAUAGUUCCGGCAGGUGGUUCAUAUUUUCUUAUAUCAAGAUCGUUAGGUCCAGCCGUUGGUGGAGCUGUUGGAUUUUUAUUUUACAUAGGCAAUGCUUUAGCUGGUGGUCUGUAUGUAUUAGGUGCUAGUGAAAUUCUACUGAAAUGCCAUUUAUUUGGACCACCUAUUGAAAAUCAACAAAGCUCAUUUAAUCACUAUCGUAUAUAUGGUAGUAUUUUGCUUCUAAUUCUUGGCAUUAUUGUUUUUCUAGGUAUAAAAAUUGUUUCACGAAUAGCACCAUUUACUUUACUCGUUGUUUUUCUUUCUCUUAUAUCAAUUUUAAUUGGUAUAAUCAAAAGUGCUGUAGCACCGACGUAUUUACCAAUAUGUAUCAUUGAAAAAGAUAAUAUAAAACAUUUAAUUAAAUCAUCGAUCUUAAAAAAUAAUGUUCUUCGCUAUUGUCAUCCGAAUGCAACAUGUAAUGGAGAACCAUGCCCACUUCAUCAAGCUGUAUGUUUAAAUAAUAUGAGUAGAAAUAUUAAUUGCAAUGAUAUGAAUAAUGUCUAUCUAAUCAAUGGAAUACCUGGUUUGAAAAAUUCACAAUUUAGUAAUAAUUUAAAAGCAACAUAUAUGAACGAAGGUGAAAUAGAUAAUGGAAUUAUAGUUGGAAUUUUCUUUCCGAGUGUCACAGGGAUUAUGGCAGGAUCGAAUCGAAGUGGCGAUUUGAAAGAUCCAAGUCAAUCAAUACCUCGAGGAACCAUUUUGGCCGUUAUAACAACAUCAUUGAUCUAUAUUCUAAUAGCAUUUCUUAUUGCAUGUUCAACUCAAGGUGUACUUUUACGUGAUCGAGAUGGCUUAAGUAUUAAUCAACAACUUGUCGAAGCAGCUGUCGCAUGGCCGUCACCUUAUGUAAUAAUAACGGGAGCAUUAUGUGCUUGUUUUGGUGCUGGAUUACAAUGUCUUAUUGGUGCUCCGCGUCUAUUACAAUCGGUAGCAAAAGAUGAUAUCAUGCCAAUAUUAAAACCGUUCCAAUCGACAUUUCGCGAUGAACCUUUUAAAGCUUUGUUAUUCACAUUAGCUUUAUCGGAAAUAAGUGUACUUAUUGCUAAUUUUGACGUAGUAACAACAAUGGUUUCUGAAUUUUUCCUGAUGUGUUAUCUAUCAGUUAAUUUUGUUUGUAUUCUUCAAACACUUUUACAUGAACCAUCAUGGCGACCACGUUUUCGUUUCUAUCAUUGGUCAUUAUCCCUUCUUGGCGUGAUUGUCUGUAUUGCAAUUAUGUUGAUAUCAUCAUGGUAUAUUGCAUUAGUAAGUUUAGUAGUGGGUACGAUCGUUUACAUUUAUAUCUGGUACACGGGUGCAAAUAAAGAAUGGGGUGAAGGUUUAAAAGGUUUACCCAUGUCGGUAGCACAUGUAGCUCUAUCACAUUUGGAUGAUCGACCCAUGCAUACGAAAAAUUUUCGACCACAAAUUUUAGCGUUUAUUAAAUGUAUUUAUAAUGAAAAUCAACAUCGAUGGAUGAUUCAACAUGAAAAAAUAAUUGGCCUAUUAAGUCAAUUGAAAGCUGGAAAAGGUCUUGUUAUUGUAGCAACGGUUAUACAAGGCAAAUACGAUGAAAAACGAGACAUAGUUGAACAGUUACGUCAGUAUUUAAAAGAACAAAUGAUUACACAUAAAAUUCUAAAUGGAUUUAUUGAUAUACUUGUUGCUAAUAAUGUUUACGAUGGUAUUAAUUCAAUUAUGCAAACCAGUGGUGUUGGUGGAUUUCGUCCGAAUACGGUUAUAUUCGAUUGGCCAACAUCAUGGCAAAAAUAUCAAAUCGUUGGACGCAUCGAUGAUACCAUUGUUUCUUAUCUCGAUUCUAUACGUCUUGCAGAAAAUAAAAAUUUUGCUAUAUUACUUCUUAAAAAUAUUGAUUCAUAUCCAAGUUUAUUAGAUAUUCAAUCUGGCUAUAUUGACGUUUGGUGGAUAAUACACGAUGGUGGUUUAUUAUUUCUUUUAGCAUUUCUUCUACAACAACAUUAUGUUUGGAAUAAAUGCAUUUUGCGUUUAUUUACAAUAUGUUUACCGAAUCAAGAACCAGACAUACAAAAACGUGAACUUGAACAAUAUGUUUAUCAGCUACGCAUCAAAGCUGAAGUUCAUGCUGUUAUAGUUGCUGAUCAAGAAAUAUCUGCGUUUACAAAAUAUCGAACGAUGACAACAGUUAAUUCAAAACACUUCAAUCCAUUUGAUUUCAAUGAAAAACAAGUUAAUCUUGAACGAGAGCAACAUAUACAAGAAAUGUUUCAAAAUUAUCCUGCAGAUGGCGGUCAUAUUCAUUAUACAUUUACACCGUCGUCCAUUGAAAUCAAUCAAGGAAACCAUUUGACAUAUACACUUAUUGAAGAUAUACAAGUACGGAAAAAAAUGCAUUCAGCUGCUCGUUUGAAUCAAACGAUUCUCGGACGAUCACGUGAUUCACAAUUAGUUCUUAUUAAUUUACCUAAACUUCCUCGAACAAAUGCUAAUGCUGAUUAUGCAUAUAUACAAUUUGUUGAUCAAUUAUGUGAAGGAAUCUAUCGAUGUAUACUUGUAAAAGGCGGUGGUAGAGAAGUGAUUACUAUAUUCUCAUAA